This is a messenger RNA of Trichomycterus rosablanca, 2778 nucleotides long. RefSeq names its product collagen, type IX, alpha 1a (gene col9a1a). The record is from RefSeq and is a predicted model, not a curated record. The transcript is spliced from 33 exons. Bases 169 to 2232 code for a protein of 687 amino acids. Lineage: Eukaryota; Metazoa; Chordata; Actinopteri; Siluriformes; Trichomycteridae.
AUAUAUUAAAAAAAGAAAUGUAAGAAAUAUAAAAAGAUAUGAAAAUUACAACAAAAGAACAGGCAUUGCACUGACCGACGCUGCACCGACUCAGUGAGGGAGAAGAGACUGAAAGCUGUGAACACCUGAAAAAGGACUUUUUUGCCUCCUUAAGAGUCCUGGGAGAGCAUGGCGUCCUCCAGGACUUUUCGUGAGUCUUUGCUGGUCAUUUUACUUCAAGUAGCCCUUAUAUGUUCUGCUCAGAGGGGCCCAGCUGGUCAGAGGGGACCACCAGGCCCUCCAGGAAUUCCUGGUUUUCCGGGUAUUGAUGGCAUCGAUGGAGAGAGGGGCCCGGGACCUGGUCCGGUUGGUCCUCCAGGUUCGAAUGGAGAAGAUGGAAAAAAUGGAGCUAAUGGACUACCAGGAAGUCCAGGAGCAGACGGUUUGACUGGGCCUGUUGGAAAUCUUGGCCCAGUUGGUCCUGUUGGACAAAAAGGUGAACCCGGUGCACCUGGACCCAGAGGAAGACCUGGGGUUGGAGAGGAUGGAGAAGCUGGUGCAGAUGGAGAAGAUGGAUUGCCAGGAGAAUUGGGGAAAGCUGGACCUCUAGGAAGCCGUGGACCUAGGGGGCCUGUAGGGCUUCCAGGACCAGCUGGACAGAGAGGUCCUCCUGGGGUCUGGAAUGGCGAGGAAUUGUGUCCAAAUUCCUGCACACAUGGACUGUCUGGCUAUAGUGGACUAUCUGGAAUGAAGGGCCACAAAGGUGUAAAAGGUGAAUCUGGUGAACCAGGAAGACAAGGCCAUAAGGGUGAAGAAGGAGAACAGGGACCCCCUGGAGAGCCGGGAUUACAAGGAAAACCUGGUACACUGGGACUUAGAGGGAUCACUGGAAUUAUGGGUCCAAAAGGUGAUAAAGGUGCUCGUGGAAUAGAUGGCGGCGGCGGCCCUCAGGGAAUUCAAGGAGCCCCUGGUGAUCAAGGGCAAAGAGGAAAAGUUGGUGAGCAUGGCCCAAAAGGAGCUCAGGGGCCUCAGGGGCUUCGAGGCCUGAUAGGUUUACCCGGACCUAAAGGGGAAACUGGAUUACCAGGAGUAGAUGGUCGUGAGGGUAUCCCAGGAUUACCAAGUGUCAAGGGCUUGUCAGGAAAAGCAGGCUCUCCUGGUGAUGCUGGCCCACAAGGCCUGCCUGGUUUGCCAGGCAUGCACGGUGCAAAGGGUGACAGUGGGCCGAAGGGAAACUCUGGAGAUCCAGGAGUAGCUGGACCUAUUGGGAACAAUGGAAAAGAAGGUGAACGUGGAUAUCAGGGCGAGGUGGGGCCGGUAGGACCGAGAGGCGGGCGAGGUGAGAGAGGAGAAAAGGGUCCAGAUGGGCCUCCAGGACAGCCAGGUCCAAGGGGACCUAAAGGGCAUCUGGGCCUACCUGGCCUUCCAGGUGCAGCUGGCUACCAAGGUCAUAAAGGCGACAGGGGUGCUGUUGGUCUUACUGGUCCAAAAGGCGAGCAAGGAUCACCCGGUGAGGAGGGAACAACUGGAGAAAAAGGAGAUGUAGGUGAUGAGGGAGAACCAGGCGAGAAAGGUUCGCCAGGAAAAGUGGGUGAUGCUGGAAACAAAGGACCAGAGGGAAUGCGUGGACAACAGGGACCGGAUGGACCACCAGGACCACCUGGACCAAGAGGAAUGCAGGGAGACCAAGGAGCACUUGGCUUACCUGGGUCACAAGGACCAUCGGGCCGAGGACCAACAGAUAAACACAUUAAACAAGUCUGCAUGAGGGUUAUACAAGAGCACCUCGCUCAACUUGCAGCAAGUCUGACAAGACCAGAGUCUGGACCUAAUGGGUUGCCUGGUCCUCCUGGACCUCCUGGGCCACCAGGGUCCCCUGGGCAGAACGGUUUUCAAGGACAUCUUGGAGCCAGAGGUUUGCCAGGCCUUAAAGGUCCUCCUGGCCUUAUAGGGAGAAAAGGACCUAAAGGUGACACAGGAGACCAUGGAGAAAGAGGUCCGACAACACAAGGACCCAAAGGCAUACCUGGACUACCUGGACUUCCAGGUGAGCCUGGGCUGGCAGCGUAUGGCAAUGAUGGACGUGAUGGCAUGAAAGGGCCUCGUGGUGCACCCGGAAUGCCCGGAGUGCCAGGACCUCCCGGGCCUCCUGGCCUUAAUGGGUACUGUGAGUCAUCUCAGUGUGUCCUCAGUGUUGUAGCAGCACCAGAAUCUAUUAAAGAGUCCAGCAUGAAAGGACCAGACAGAUUUUAAGGAGAUGGAUAAGUGCUGGCUGCAGAACUCAAUGUUCAAAGACUAACAAACUGAGGGAACCUUUUGACAACAGAGUUUUUAUUGCAGGGGUCUUCCUAUCUACCCUUUUGACACCAUAACAGAGUGUUCAUAGUGUUUUUUUUUUUACCGGUUUCCUUUAAUGGUAUAUCAGGUUAACAUUUUAAGCUUCAAGAAACUGGAUCAAGAUAUACUUUGAUUUGCUGUGAUUUAGGCUGCAGUCAAUUCCAAAGUGAUCACCACCAGGCCCUAACCCUGGAAAGGGUGCACACACUGUGGUGAGGGCUCACUCUGAAGGAGGGAAGGUAAAACAACAGCUUAUAGUUUAAAUACAAUGUUUAAUACUUGAAAUGCUGGCUACCAUUAGCCUUUUUCCAUUGAUUCAGUGUAAAACAAAAAUUAUACAGUAUAAAGUGUACAUCAGUUGUUUUAUUUCAGAAUGAGCACUGUGAUUGGCCCUUGGCAGUGAACGCUUUUCCUUCCAUCUGAUUAAAACAAUGCUUACCAAUUGCAGGGGGGGGGGGGGGG